AUGUCUACAAUCACGACACCUCCUUCAAAUACGCUUUCGCAACAGGAUUUCUCUGUAUUGCAGUUUCGACUGUUAGAUUUUUUGGCUUCUCAAGAAUCCAGAAAGGUCAUUGCUGCUUCUAAAGAAUUAACGUUGUUGCGACAGAGCAUUCAGACAUUAAAGACGAAAGCCUCCAAUUUGAAGUCAGAAGAAAUGACUCUAGAAGAAAAAAAAUGUGCCAUACGUAUGUUGCAAUCCAGGAUUUCCCUUAAAAGAGCUUUUUUAUCACGAAUCCGCGCUGAAUCCGAAACGGCUAAUGACAUUUCCAUGCCAGAAGCUAUUUAA
This is a messenger RNA of Schizosaccharomyces octosporus yFS286, 324 nucleotides long. RefSeq lists its product as uncharacterized. Lineage: Eukaryota; Fungi; Ascomycota; Schizosaccharomycetes; Schizosaccharomycetales; Schizosaccharomycetaceae. The transcript has a single exon. Bases 1 to 324 code for a protein of 107 amino acids. The record is from RefSeq and is a predicted model, not a curated record.